CGAAAUAUCUAUGACCUUCUAGCUGGCCAUUGAGUCUCUCUGCUUUGAACACAAAACUCGACACGUAGUCGGAAGAGUCUGCGAGGUCGACUUGAACCAUAUUCACCUCAGCCGCAGUCAUGGACUACGGCAUGUUGUCAGCAUACUUUCAGCUUGGAUUUCAAGCUCUAUUCCCACUGGUCGUAGGCUCGUUCAAGUCCUUGCAAACUCCCGCCAGUACAAAAGCAAAGCGCAGAGCUGCUCGACAUGCCGCCCCUGAGCUCUCGGAGAAUGAUGACGAGGACGACAACGACAGCGAUGAAGAUCUCUCCGAGACCCUCAGCUGGACAGACUCACUGGCUGUCCCUAUAUUAGGAUCCGUCGCUCUGUUAAGUCUGUGGCUGUUGAUAAAGUAUGUCGGGAAGGAAUGGGUCAGUUUUUGUUUAGGCGUAUAUUUCUCUGUAUUCUCGGUCUUCGCAUUACAUUCAACCAGCUCGACGCUCGUCAACUUUAUACUGAGAAAACUUGGGUCCAAACCAUCUGUAUACCAUAUCCGCAUCUCCACCAACCUGAAGCAACUUGCCCAUACCGCAGUCACCCUACCUACAGUUCUCCUAAUCCCCUUGGCCAUCGCUCUCCCAUCACUGUACCUUCCUCUCGGUCGUCCAUUCUGGAUCUCCAAUAUCCUGGCCCUCUCGCUGGCCACUACGACUCUGUCGCUGCUCAAACUCGAUUCGUUCCUCACUGCAUUCUCCUUGUUGGCAUUACUGUUGGUCUAUGAUGUGUUCUGGGUCUUCGCCACACCCGUCAUGGUCGACGUAGCACGAGGCGUCGAUGCACCUAUCAAGCUUCUCGCCCCUAAAUCCGGUUCGUCUUUAGAUUUCGCCAUGUUAGGCUUAGGGGACAUUAUCGUCCCUGGUCUAGUCAUCGCCCUAUGCCUUCGAUUCGACAUGUACCGGCACACGGUAUCUCACCCAACACACCAGAUCACCCGACAUGAUGCCUUUGGUAGAGCAUACUGGUACGUCGCCAUGACCAGUUACAUAUUGGGUAUGGCGGGGACCAUGUCUAUCGUCCAUUGGAGCGGGAAAGCACAACCGGCUUUACUGUAUCUCAGUCCAGCGUGCAUCCUCGGACCGCUACUGUUCGCUCUUGCUCGUGGCGAAUUCAAACUCUUCUGGGGAUUUUCCGAUGCGCCAGGAGAUGAGAGUCAAAAAUCCAAAUUGGAUGAGACCAUCGAAGCGCCGUCCGAAGCUGCCAUGAGGGCCAAGCAGGGCAUCUUAGAGGACCAGGCGGAGAAGACAGAUCAAAUGGCCGAAAAUGUAAGCCAUCCCGUCCAGCAGGAGGAGGAAGAUGACAGUUGGAUGGAUGGAACGGGUGUGGCAACGGGAGGAGGAGAGGAAAAGAGUAGAAAGACGAAGAAAAAGGGUGCCAAGAAGAAGUAGAUUAGCCCAGUGGACGAUAGACUUAUUG
Messenger RNA from Kockovaella imperatae, 1452 nucleotides. Its product is annotated as signal peptide peptidase-domain-containing protein. Gene Ontology annotation, molecular function: aspartic endopeptidase activity, intramembrane cleaving. NCBI's taxonomy places the organism in Eukaryota, Fungi, Basidiomycota, Tremellomycetes, Tremellales, Cuniculitremaceae. Gene Ontology annotation, cellular component: cytoplasmic side of endoplasmic reticulum membrane; lumenal side of endoplasmic reticulum membrane; membrane. Gene Ontology annotation, biological process: membrane protein proteolysis. The transcript has 7 exons. The record is from RefSeq and is a predicted model, not a curated record. Bases 120 to 1424 code for a protein of 434 amino acids.